GAUAUAUUUUUUUGAAUUAUUAAGGCGAACAAUUUUAAGUAAAUUCUUAACUUAAGUCCGAGAGUGCUUUGCGAACUCUGGACCUGGUUUUUUUUUUGCUGUAAUUUCUGAUCAGUUAUGUUCUGGGAAAUAAAAUAUGCCAGAAGUCUUAAUCAAAUGGCAAUCUCUAGUCUAGCAUCCGGUUAUUCCAGUCUACACCGGGUUAUUCCAGUCUACACCGAUAUUAUUUAUUUGACAUGACUUGUGGAAUAUGUCUAGCCUCGUCCUUCGGGUCCCUUGUUACAAAUGGCGCUGAAACACAUUAUGGUACACGAUUCGUGUAGGCCUACCAAUGGAUUACAAGGAAAAUAUGGAGAGCCAUAGGGACAAUAAACGCUACCUUAUGUGGAACCUUGAAGACACUGCAAGUUUAAUAUCAAAGAAGUUUCCUAGUUCUGCCAUUUUUGUAAUUAGACCAUCAAGAAUGCACCUGAAAACAUUUAGUGUAUACCAAAACUUUGUAACAUCAAAUGAUUUUGGUUGCCCAACUCAUUCAUCUGAUGAAGAGGCUUUAGAACAUUUAUGUGAAUUGUAUAAAAAUGCAGUCUCAGCCUCUAUAUCUAAUAAUAGCUGUGAAUUAAAUGCCGGAGAAUCCAAGCCAUUAGUUUUGAUGGGUUUCAGUAAAGGUUGCAUAGUUUUAAAUCAAAUUUUGUAUGAACUGGAAAAAAUUAACAAUGGUGAUAUCCAGGAUUUAAAAGAAUUUGUGAAAAGUGUAAAAGAUUUUUAUUGGCUUGAUGGGGGCCAUAGUGGGGGAAAAAACACUUGGGUGACUGAUAGUUCAGCUUUACAAGCUCUUGCUCAGUUAGAUACGAAAAUCCAUGUUCAUGUGACUCCUUAUCAGAUCAAAGAUGAAAUGAGGUCGUGGAUUGGCAAGGAAGAAAAACAAUUUAUCAAAACCCUGAAAAAAUAUGGGGCAAAUGUCACAAGGAAUUUUCACUUUGAAUCUGAAGAAAGAUGCAUAGAAAAUCACUUUAAAGUUUUGGAAGCUUUUGAAUAAUAAAUUUUGUAAUGCUCUCUUAUAUAUUUAUAUACCUUAUCAGCCAUAAUGAAAUAUUUACAUUUUGUUAUAAUAAAAAUAAAA
This is a messenger RNA of Patella vulgata (common limpet), 1120 nucleotides long. RefSeq names its product mitochondrial protein C2orf69 homolog. The transcript has 2 exons. Bases 332 to 1036 code for a protein of 234 amino acids. Gene Ontology annotation, cellular component: mitochondrion. Lineage: Eukaryota; Metazoa; Mollusca; Gastropoda; Patellidae. The record is from RefSeq and is a predicted model, not a curated record.